AUGACAGCGCAAGCGCCCGAGGCACCGCCCGUCCCGGAAGUUGACAUUCUCUUCCUCGGCAGCCCCGGCGUAGGCAAAGCCACCUUCCUGUCACAGCUGGAACACAUCCGCGACGGCAAGCUCGAUCAGUCUUCGCCAAAAAGGCGAGUCUUCGCCCCCGUCGGGCCCGUGACCUUCGACGUCACUUUAUUUCGGCGUCCGUACCUGUUCCGCAUCCAUCCCUCGACGUCGCCGCUGUUCAUCGACCCGUUUCCCGCCGUCCCGGCCUUCGCCAUCAUCGCCUUCUCCAUCUCGUCCCGUGAGUCGCUGCACAACGCCCAGCAUUAUUGGCGCAAGCAGCUGUCUCUGCAUUACCAUGACGUCGAACACGACAUGCCCGUCAUGCUGCUGGGUCUGAAGCGGGACGAGCGCACCGAGCAGAGGCGCGAAGACGGGUCCUUCGAGUGUGUCAUGCCACAGGAAGGGCUGCGCGCCGCCCAGGAGAUGCACUGUGAUCGCUAUGCAGAGUGUAGUGCCUUGACAGGCGAGUUAAUGUGGGAGGUCCUUGAAGACAUUACCCGCACUGCAGCGAGGACGACGACCGAAGGUGGUGGGUUGAGUCGGGCCAAUAGUUGUUCUGUGAUGUGA
Fonsecaea multimorphosa CBS 102226 is the source of this 627-nucleotide messenger RNA. RefSeq lists its product as uncharacterized. The coding region runs from base 1 to 627 and encodes 208 amino acids. The record is from RefSeq and is a predicted model, not a curated record. The transcript has 2 exons. Gene Ontology annotation, biological process: small GTPase-mediated signal transduction. Gene Ontology annotation, molecular function: GTP binding; GTPase activity. NCBI's taxonomy places the organism in Eukaryota, Fungi, Ascomycota, Eurotiomycetes, Chaetothyriales, Herpotrichiellaceae.